ACACAUUUAGUCCGAAAAUUUUAGAUUCGGACACGGAACUUCCUUCAGUUUGUACGUUGAUACAUAAGAGUUUUAUUAAUUACGAGAUGUAUGAAAUAUUGAAAAUUAUUUUAUACAUAUUAUAAUUCGUCGUACGAAUUUAAUAAUAUAAUAAUAAUUGUGUAUUCGGAGAUUUUAUUAUAACGAACGAUUAUUACUACGUGGGAUACUCCAAUGACCAAAAAUAAAAAGUUGUUCCUGCAUGCAGUGCACUGUGUCUGCAAUCUUCCCGAUAAUAUUGCACAAUAUUUUUUAUUACUUUGCUGUAUUGCAUAAAGUAUAUAAGACAUAAAUGGCUGCUUAUAUCAAUCGUACAAUAUCUUUAAUUGGUGGAGAGAGUCAACUCCGAUCUACAGAUAUUAGAACUGAUCAUUCUCCUCUACAGAUUUUUGUUAAAGCAAAGAAGAAAAUAAAUGACAUAUUUAUUGAAAUAGAUGACUAUGUUCAGGAUACAGUGGCAUUUAUGAAAUCAUUGCAAAAUGAUCGUAAGAUCAUUACUUUGGAGGAAGUAUCAAGAGUCCAAAAUUAUGUAGACAAAGUUCAUGCAAUACGAGAUGUCCUUAAAAGAGAUCACAUGAAAGUUGCAUUUUUUGGAAGAACGAGUAAUGGGAAAAGUACAGUUAUAAAUGCUAUGUUAAGAGAUAAAAUAUUACCAAGUGGAAUAGGGCACACAACAAAUUGCUUUUUACAAGUAGAAGGAUCAGAUAGCGGAGAAGCUUAUCUUAUUACUGAAGGAUCUACAGAAAAACAACCAGUUCAAUCUGUUGGACAAUUGGGUCAUGCUCUUUGCAAAGAGAAAUUAUGUGAAAGUCAUUUAGUUAGAAUAUUUUGGCCAAAAGAGAAAUGUCUUUUAUUAAGAGAUGACGUAGUCUUUGUUGAUAGUCCUGGAGUUGAUGUUACACCUAAUUUAGAUGAAUGGAUUGAUAAACAUUGUUUAGAUGCAGAUGUAUUUGUUUUGGUUGCUAAUGCUGAGUCUACUUUGAUGGUCACUGAGAAAAAUUUUUUUCAUAAAGUAUCUACUAAGUUAUCAAAACCAAAUAUAUUUAUUUUGAACAAUCGUUGGGACGCAUCUGCUUCUGAACCAGAAUUCUUUGAUCAGCUGGUCAAAGAACAGAAAGAGGUCAGAGCUCAGCAUCAAGAACGUGCUGUGGACUUUUUGUCAAAAGAAUUAAAGGUUUAUUCACCAAAAGAUGCAGAAGAACGUGUAUUUUUUAUUUCUGCCAAAGAAACUCUUCAAGCUCGUAUGCAAGAACAACGUGGUCAACCUGCUCAUAAUGGUGCAUUAGCGGAAGGCUUUCAGAAUCGUUAUUUUGAAUUUCAAGAUUUUGAAAGAAAAUUUGAAGAGUGUAUUUCUAAAUCUGCCGUUAAAACAAAGUUCGAACAACAUUCUCAACGUGGUAAACAUAUAGCCACAGAAAUUCGUCAAACUUUGGAUGAAAUAUUGGAGAGAACACAAGCAAUGCGAGGUGAACAAUUAAAUGUUAAAAAGGAAGUUCAUGACAGAUUAAAUUUCACAGAACAACAAUUAAUAUUAUUAACUCAAGAAAUGAAAGAUAAAAUUCAUCAUAUGGUAGAAGACGUUGAACAAAGAGUUGCCAAAGCUUUAAAUGAAGAAAUUCGUCGAUUAGCCGUUCUCGUUGAUGAAUUUAGUGUACCAUUUCAUACAGAGCCAUUGGUAUUGAACGUAUAUAAACGUGAAUUACAUACACACGUGGAAAAUGGUUUAGGUUCCAAUUUACGGGCACGUUUAAGUACAGCCUUAGCAUUGAAUAUGGAAAAUUCACAGCGUGAAAUGACAGAGAGAAUGGCAGGUUUAUUGGCGGAUAAUAAAAAACAAAUGUCUUUAAAUAUUUUACCUAGACGUGAACCAUUUGAAAUAUUGUACAGAUUGAAUUGCGAUAAUCUUUGUGCGGAUUUCCAUGAGGAUUUAGAAUUUCGAUUUUCAUGGGGUUUAACGUCUAUUAUUAAUAGAUUUGCUGGGAAACAAAGUCAUAAAUUAACCAUUGCUAAUUAUCCACAAGAGAUACCACCAUCUAUAGCAUCGCCAACAGAUAGCAUUGAUUCUAUUAAAUUUGUAUCAAAUACACCAAAUUUUUCGACAAAUUCCGACGAUUGGUCAUUAGCAACAAGAAUUGCCGUAGCAUCAAUAACAUCUCAAGGCACUAUGGGUGGCCUAAUUAUUGCUGGCUUUAUGUUGAAGACUAUUGGAUGGAGGCUUAUAGCAGUAACUGGUGCAAUUUAUGGUGCUUUAUAUCUUUAUGAACGAUUAACAUGGACUAAUAAAGCGAAAGAAUCUGAAUUUAAACGACAAUACGUUGCACAUGCAACUAAGAAAUUAAGAUUGAUCGUAGAUCUUACAUCUGCAAAUUGUAGCCAUCAAGUUCAACAGGAGCUUUCUAGUACAUUUGCACGUUUAUGCCAUUUAGUCGAUGAAACAACAUCUGAGAUGGAUGCCGAACUUAAGACUAUUGCCUGUAUGGUCCGAAUUCUAGAAGAAGCUGCAUCUAAUGCUAAAGUUUUACGAAAUAAGGCGAAUUAUUUAGCCAACGAGUUGGAUUUGUUUGAUGCAGCUUAUUUAAAAUCACUGAAUUAAAAUAAUAGGGAAGAAAAUGAAAAAAAAAAAAAAAGAAGAAGAAGAAGAAGAAAAUUCAUUUUAUAGUAGAGUACAACGUAGAAAUAUUGUGUCAUUGUAUCAUCACACGUUCUUGAACAUAUA
Vespa velutina is the source of this 2755-nucleotide messenger RNA. It is a transcript of the gene Marf, whose product is annotated as transmembrane GTPase Marf. Gene Ontology annotation, cellular component: mitochondrial outer membrane. Gene Ontology annotation, molecular function: GTP binding; GTPase activity. NCBI's taxonomy places the organism in Eukaryota, Metazoa, Arthropoda, Insecta, Hymenoptera, Vespidae. The coding region runs from base 332 to 2632 and encodes 766 amino acids. Gene Ontology annotation, biological process: mitochondrion localization; mitochondrial fusion. The record is from RefSeq and is a predicted model, not a curated record. The transcript is spliced from 14 exons.